Messenger RNA from Arabidopsis arenosa, 768 nucleotides. The record is from the annotation of a GenBank genome assembly. Lineage: Eukaryota; Viridiplantae; Streptophyta; Magnoliopsida; Brassicales; Brassicaceae.
GCUUUUUUCCCUCUCUCAAAAAUGGGGAAAUACAUGAAGAAAUCCAAGAUUACUGGCGAUAUCAGUGUCAUGGAGGUCUCUAGGGCAACAGCUCCAGGUGUUCGAACCAGAGCCGCUAAAACCCUAGCUUUGAAGCGGCUUAAUUCCUCCGCCGCUGAUUCAGCUCUACCUAACGACUCUUCUUGCUAUCUUCAGCUCCGUAGCCGCCGUCUCGAGAAACCCUCGUCGCUGAUUGAACCGAAACAGCCGCCGAGAGCUCACAAAUCUGGAAUCAAAGAGUCUGGUUCAAGGUCUCGCGUUGACUCGGUUAACUCGGUUGACUCGGUUCCUGUAGCUCAGAGCUCUAAUGGAGAUGAAUGUUUUGAUAAUUUCGUGAGUGCCCAAGUUUCUUGUGGUGAGAACAGUCUCGAUUUUGAAUCAAGACACAGCACAAGAGAGAGCACGCCUUGUAACUUUGUUGAGGAUCUGGAGAUCAUGGUUACACCAGGGUCUAGCACAAGGUCGAUGUGCAGAGCAACCAAAGAGUACACAAGGGACCGAGAUAGCGUGAUCCCGACCACUAGUGAGUUGGAGGAGUUUUUUGCCUAUGCAGAGCAGCAACAACAGAGGCUAUUCAUGGAGAAGUACAACUUCGACAUUGUGAAUGAAAUCCCCCUCAGCGGACGAUACGAAUGGGUACAAGUCAAUCCAUGAAGUUCAAAAGGAAACAGCUCCAAAAGACAUGGUGUGAAGUUAGAGAAUGUGAUGGAAUUAACAGACUAACCGAAC